AGCAGGGGACGCGACCGGGUCUGUCCGGGAGGGGUGUUGGAGCGAGGCCUUGGCAAUGGUUCCUGGAGUCUGAGCUCUGACCCAGCCUCAGCCCUGCAGGAGGUGCGAGUCCUCGGGCAGCGAUUCCGCAACCCACUGGGCCUGGCUGCUGGCUUUGACAAGCAGUGUGAGGCUGUGGACGGCCUGUACAAGAUGGGCUUUGGCUUUGUGGAAGUGGGAACUGUCACACCCAAGCCCCAGGAAGGGAACCCCAAGCCCAGGGUCUUCCGGCUGGCAGAGGACGAGGCAGUUAUCAACAGGUAUGGAUUCAACAGCCAUGGCCACAUCGCGGUGGAGCGCAGGCUGCGAGCCCGACAGGAGACACAGAUCAGGCUCACUGGUGCUGGGAUGCCUCUUGGAGUCAAUCUGGGCAAGAACAAGAGCUCUGCUGAUGCUGCAGCUGACUAUGUGGCUGGGGUCCGGACACUGGGCCCUUUGGCUGACUACCUUGUUGUGAACGUGUCCAGCCCGAACACCCCAGGGCUGCGGGACCUGCAGGGCAAGGCUGAGCUGCGGGAAUUGCUGAGCAAGGUGCUGGUGGAGAGGAACCUGCUGCCCUGCAAGCGAAAGCCAGCUGUGCUGGUGAAGAUUGCCCCUGACCUCACCGCACAGGACAAGCAGGACAUCGCCAGCGUUGUCUGUGAGCUAGGUGUGGAUGGGCUGAUAGUCAGCAACACCACCGUGAGCCGCCCCAGCAGCCUCCGGAGCAGGCAGCGUAUGGAGCCUGGGGGCCUCAGUGGGAAGCCCCUGCGGGAGCUCUCCACACACACCAUCAGGGAGAUGUACGCUCUCACUCAAGGCCGGGUGCCCAUUAUUGGCGUGGGUGGGGUGAGCAGCGGGCGGGAUGCCCUGGAGAAGAUCCGUGCUGGAGCCUCGCUUGUGCAGCUGUACACAGCACUUGUGUACCACGGGCCACCAGUGGUGGGGGCAGUGAAGCAGGAACUGGAGGAGCUGCUUAGGGAGCAGGGCUUCAAGAACGUCAUGGAGGCAGUUGGAGCAGAUCACCGCUGCUGACAUGCUGCAGAAUGUAGGUGUGGCUGGAAGGAGCCAUGGCUGAGCAAGGACGGGCGUGACAAUUCCAGUGCUGGGCAGACUGGGACUGAGACAAGGUCCUGGUUCCAGCCCCUGGGAAGGGUCUGAUAGGUGAAGCGCGGGGCUGCUCUGGUGGGGAGCAGGGGCCAGGGCCUUCAUGACAGUGCUGCUUUUCAGGCUUGUGUUUUGGCUUCCCUGUGGACAGCAGAACUGAAUGUCAAUAAACAUUUGGCUCACCUGG
Cyanistes caeruleus (blue tit) is the source of this 1312-nucleotide messenger RNA. NCBI's taxonomy places the organism in Eukaryota, Metazoa, Chordata, Aves, Passeriformes, Paridae. The record is from RefSeq and is a predicted model, not a curated record.